Nematolebias whitei (Rio pearlfish) is the source of this 1143-nucleotide messenger RNA. It is a transcript of the gene ltb4r, whose product is annotated as leukotriene B4 receptor. The record is from RefSeq and is a predicted model, not a curated record. The transcript is spliced from 3 exons. Gene Ontology annotation, biological process: phospholipase C-activating G protein-coupled receptor signaling pathway; complement receptor mediated signaling pathway; positive regulation of cytosolic calcium ion concentration. Gene Ontology annotation, molecular function: leukotriene receptor activity; complement receptor activity. The coding region runs from base 1 to 1143 and encodes 380 amino acids. NCBI's taxonomy places the organism in Eukaryota, Metazoa, Chordata, Actinopteri, Cyprinodontiformes, Rivulidae. Gene Ontology annotation, cellular component: plasma membrane.
AUGAACUCCACAAACUUCCAGCCAUCCUCCCCACCCGGCUCCCUCUCCUUGCCCAAAAAUGUGUCAGGCGGUGUUGGUAUCACCAUCCUGACCUUAGCAUUUGUUCUAGGCUUCCCUGGGAACAUGUUUGUUGUCUGGUCGGUGCUCUGCCGGGUGAAGAAGCGCUCAGUGACGUGUUUGCUGGUGCUAAAUCUGGCUUUGGCUGAUGGCUUUGUGUUGCUUAGUGCCCCUCUUUUCCUGCGUUACCUGGCUGGAGGAAGGGGAUGGGAGUUUGGCUCGGUGGCAUGCAAACUAAUCCAUUACCUGUCAAGUGUCAACAUGUAUGUGUCCAUCUACCUCAUCUGCAUGAUGAGCAUGGACCGCUGGCUGGCUGUCACAAAGCCUUUUAUGUCUCAAAGAAUGAGAACGAAGCGCUCCCUGCUGGUUCUCCUGCUGGGGGUCUGGGUGUUGGCCUUCAUCCUGUCAUUGCCGAUGCCAUUCUACCGCAGCAAUGUGAAGAUAAUAAUAAACAACUUCACGGUGCACCAUUGCAUCCCAUACCACUGGCAAAGUGUGGGUCAUUGGGCCUUCCAGUACCUGUUUGAGACUGUCAUGGGCUGCCUGGUCCCUUUCUCACUCAUCACCUCAUGUUACUCCUCUAUCAUGUGCCGACUGCAAAGUGCAAAGUUCCAGAGCAGAGGAAAAAGCAGCCGCCUCAUCAUAAUGAUCAUCUGUGCCUUUGUCAUAUUCUGGUUGCCGUAUCACAUUGUCAACAUGAUUGAGGUGAUCGGUCUUUUGAAAAACAGGCAGUCGGUGAUUCAAGCUGCACUCACAGUCCGGCCCAUCGUCAUAGCUUUUGCCUACUUCAGCAGUGCCGUUAACCCUCUCCUUUACGUAUUCGCCGGCAGUUCUUACAUCCGCCAGGCUGGGCUGAACUUCAUGGGCAGAAUGUUCGAGGCCACCAACUCAGAAAGCAGAAGUAUGUCCACCUUCUCCCGCAGCGGCUCCUCACCGGAUGAGAGCUCAGUCCUGCAAACACUGUCAGUUAAAAUCGGGAAGCCUUUCAGAAGCAAGAGCAAAGGAAGGCGGAGCAGCAGCGGAGUGGAUAAAGAGACCAUUGAGCCAGAGCUCAAGACACUUGCAACGGUUGAACAGGUAGAAUAA